This is a messenger RNA of Dendronephthya gigantea, 3327 nucleotides long. RefSeq lists its product as uncharacterized. The record is from RefSeq and is a predicted model, not a curated record. Gene Ontology annotation, cellular component: membrane. The transcript is spliced from 13 exons. Gene Ontology annotation, molecular function: protein binding; carbohydrate binding. Bases 27 to 3101 code for a protein of 1024 amino acids. NCBI's taxonomy places the organism in Eukaryota, Metazoa, Cnidaria, Anthozoa, Malacalcyonacea, Nephtheidae.
UGGUCGUAGUGUACCUGAUCACCUGCAUGCAAGAUGUUGCUGGUUUCUUUGUGAAACAUGUGAAGACAGGAAAGUGUAUCUAUGACACAGCACGAAUACAGUCACAAGACUCGGACUGGGGCAGCGUAUCUUUUCUUGAACUCUCCAACAACUGUCUGGAUCCAGCUGCUCAGUUUCGGUUUCGUGAUAAUGGCGCCAUGUUGAAUUUGAAAAGACGAGGAUGUCUUGCUAUAUAUAAAAAGUACAGGAUUGAUGAAAUGUUUUACGUCUACGUUCCUAAUACCCCAGGAGCUAUAGAAGUAUCUGCCUGUGCUGACCACCGGGUUAUAAAACAAACCUCUUGGGGAGGUUUAUCUGGCCUUUUGCAUUCUGCAGCCAGGUGUGCAGACCCUGAUAGAUACUUAAAAACAAACGCAAGCUGUGUAGACGGGGAGAAUAAACGUUUUAUUUUUGGUUCAGUGACAUGUUAUGGAAAAACGACAGAGAAUGUCGCCUGUUCUAAAGAUCAGUUCAUGGUGGUCAAGACUGCAUCUUACCGUGGAUUGUCUGACUCAAAGACAUGUGGUUUGAGUGAUGAUUAUAGUUGUACAGUUGAUGUAACAUGUCUUGUUAAGAAACAAUGUGAUGGUCAACAUGAAUGUAAAAUAACUGUGGAUGAAACCUUGUUCUCUGAUGAUCUGUGUCCUGGGUUGAAAAAAUAUCUUUACUUUGAAUAUCAAUGUAUUGAUACUUCCACGUCUUUUACCAAGCCGUGUGUUGAAUCUGUCUCAUUGACUUCGUCAACUUCACCAAACAAAGGCUUCCUGACCGUAACUAUCAAUAAUAAGAACGAAAUUGUCUGCAGCAAAGCUCUAAAAUCUCAGGCCAAGGAUAUCGUGUGCCGUCAGCUGGGCUACUGGAAAAGACUUAAAGAAACUUCGACUGUUUCGGGGAAGAGAAAAGAAGACGUCUUUCAAGGAAGUAUUGACUGUAAUGGAGGAGAAGCAACUUUAUCACAAUGUCAAACAACAAGAAGUUCUGCCAACGAUUGCAAGGAACUAUCAUACGUGACAUGUGCAGUUUGCGAGAAUCCUCUGUUAGAAUACAAAGAUUAUUUUCCCGACUCCUUCUUCACGGCAUCAGAUUCACUGAGUGGUCACAAUCCAGCCAAAGCAAGGAUAUCUAGUGGUAGUUCUUGGUGUGCUCCUGUCGCAAAUGGUAAACAUUAUCUUCAAGUUGACUUAGGAAGAUCUUAUGUUGUAUAUUAUGUGGCGACAUUUGGUGAUAGAACUAACAGCAAGUGGGUGACUUCGUAUCAUCUGAAUUACUCGGUUGAUAUGAUACAAUGGAAACAAGCUUCAAACCAAACUGAAAAAAUAUUUCGUGGCAAUAGAAAUGCUAAUAAUCAUGUUGUCAGACAAUCUGUGGACGAUAAUAUUGAACUAAAAGCCUUGAGAUUUAUUCCGCUUGAUUCAGUGGUUCAGCCGUGUAUGAGAGUGCAGAUUUGUGGAAAGUCCAUAAAGCCAGGAAGACCAUUCAACUUGACAGUCAACAAGAUCACGUCCAGAAGCGCAGAAGUGUCUUGGUUGGAUCCCGUGGUUUCUUCCAAGAAUCCUGUUACCAGGUUUUGGAUAAUACUGAAACAUGGCGGUGCUCGAGUCAUAAACAAGGUUAUAAUAUUUCGUGGUGAAAACAAGUUCUCAAUGAAGGAUCUGACUCCAUUUACGAAUUACGAAGUUUCAGUGGCUCUUGCUAACAGUAAGGCUUAUGGUGAUCGUGUUAAGAUAGCGUUUAGGACUGGUGAAGAAGCUCCAGAUGGUCCUCCACUGAAUGUCAAAGUUAUUUCAGAAAGUUCAUCCUCAUUAUCAGUCACGUGGGAUCCUCCUGAAGAAGAGAAAAGAAAUGGGGUCAUUAUCAGUUACACUGUGUGUGUUUUACAGUCAAGAAAUGAGCCCUGCCUUCAAACAUUCACGAUGGGUGCAAGAAAAUGGGUCAUAAGCAAUUUAAAUCCAUUAACCAAAUAUUACGUUCGUGUCCUCGCCAUUACCAGUGUCGGUCAGGGAAGCUACAGUAAGAGUAAAGAAGCAUUUACAAAUGGAAAACAACCAGAGGUGACCACAACUCGAACAUCCAGAACAUUAACUUUCACAUUGCAGAUUCCUCCUGGAAAUUUUUCAUAUUUUUACGUGGUAGCUUUGAAAUUAAAGGACGAAGGUCAAGAACUAAGCUCAACUGGUAGUUAUGACAACAAUGAACUAGUGACGUAUGCUGAGGCAAGAAGAUCACCUGGCCAUAAACCUUAUAUUGCUGCUGUAUUUUCAUCCAGCAGUGUUGUUGAAAACAAAUUCAUACUUGGUGAUGGUAGGAAGAGAAGUGAUGCAACAUUAGGAAGUUCAACUACCUCUAGUAAUUAUUACAAUGGUCCGUUGGAACCUGGUACUAGUUAUAGAAUCUUUCAAAGGAUUAUCCUGGAUAAAAAGGACGAUGUUUACUCCACAGACUGGAGUCUUGCUUUAAAAACAAAUGAAUACGCAGGCACUCCUCGUGUGUUAACCAACAUGUCCAGUAGUGACGAAAUUGCAAAGGAAGGUGAUCUUGUCAACUUGUUGUGUUCUGCUCAAGGGGAACCACCGAUCACUUUCAGUUGGGAAAAAGAUCAGACGUCACUGGAGGCUUUCAUGGAAAAGGACACACCUCAUCGUAGUUCUUUGCUGGUUGCAUCAAUGAAAGACCAAUCAAGUUUUGGAAAAUACAUUUGUCAUAUCAAAGAUCGAUUUCAAAGCACUACCACUUAUACAAUUUCAGUCGAAAAACUAAAAGAAACAGGAAAUUAUGUUGCUGGAAUUAUAGUGUUAUCAAUCCUGCUUUUCAUUUCACUUUUGAUCAUCGCCUUUCUGAUUUAUCGUUAUCGCACCAAAUCAUUAAACUCUGAGACAAUCGUGGAGAACAAACCAACCAACGACAAAAAUGAUAUUGAUGAUGGGAAUUAUGAACAGAUAAAUGAAGAGCAGGCCGCGGCGAUUUACACUUCUCUCAAGUGGACUGGGAAGAAAGAAAAUGACGAUGCUCAAUACACUCAUCUAAAUGAAGUACCGAUGAGUACUAUCAAUGUAAAAAACUGAAUGAAGGGGGAAACUGGAAUGUGAUGCUCUGAGCUUCGAGGUUUUCAACUAUACGCUAUGUGUUUUUGAGUUUAGAAACUAGAAAUCAAAUAUAGUUAGUGUUCUUAGCUUUCAACUCCUACUCGUAGGGAGUGGUGGUAAUUGAAAGAACUCUGCGACAAUGCUUGCUAAAGUUCUAACAGCUGAAAUAACUUUUAAAGAUGAAAAGUUUAACACCGAGAAAAUU